CCGCAAACACGCUGCUAACUUGCUUUCUGCUUCCAUUCGUCGGCAUCAUGGGGACCGAAAAAACCCUCUCCGUGCUCCUCUGCGAGCAAUGCUCACACGAGUACGUUGUCACCGACACCGCGCCUCCCUCAGCUCUUGAGAAGCUGCGAAAUCACUGGCUACCAAAUGUUGACGAAGCAGAAAUCAUCCGUCUGGAGGCUUCGGCGACUCGCAUGAGCGUCUCCGCCAUCGAGAAGGAGAUAGCGAGCUUGUUGGGAAAGGUCAAGAAGAUUCAAGGCCUGCAAGCUCUCCUCGUCAACACUCUGAACGCCCAGGAAGCGCUGGUCGCCCCCCUACGCCGCUUGCCUAUCGAAGUCCUGCAGCCGAUAUUUGUCUUCGCAUGCGAAGAUGAUGGGUCCGAUUGCAUGGAACGAUGGCCAAUGGCUCUCGUACUUAGCAGCGUGUCCAAGUUCUAUCGUGACGUCGCGCUCAGCACUCCUGAGAUUUGGGCGCGUAUUCCGGUCGAAAGCAUGCAAAUUCUAGCUGGCGAGUGGCCGCCUGCAUCAAGGUCCCUCAUCGUACGACGCCUUCGUCUCUACCUGUCGCGCAUAAGCAACGCAAGUUUGCCGAAUGCGGUCCGAUUCCCGACCACGCUCUCCUGCCACUCACCCACGACCGUCAUCAAUGGUAUCGCGCUCCAGUACAGCGAUGCGUGGACGGACUUGAAGAUCACCGGCUACGGAUUCUUCUCUGUUCUCGGGGAACGCUCGCUGAACCGGCUGGAAAAGCUUCAGACCGACGUAGGCUUCCUCCUCACGUCCUCGGGUGAACGCGACAAGAGCGAGGUAUUCGCGCGCGCGUCCAGACUUCGCCACCUUGAGAUCACGAACUUCACCAACGUCAACGUGCAGAGCCUGUGCCUCCCUUGGGCACAGAUCACCACGCUCAAGACGAGGUGCUCCGACGCCUUCGCAAUCGAUGCAUUAGCCGUACAUUGCAAGCAGCUCGUAUCUUGGUCGCACUGCAGCACAAGCAGGUCAUUCUCCCAAGGCCGCUCGCCUACAUCGCGGAUCGUGUUCGAACAUCUUCGCCACCUCGUCGUCGAGUCAAUCAACGUGCGCGAUACUCGGCACGCAUGGCACUUCGACCAUCUCACAGCCCCGCGCCUCGAGACAUUGUCGGUAAACUGGCCAUACUCCCCGGACGUCAACGGCGGCUCCAUCGGCGCCUUCCUCACGCGUUCGGGUUGCAAGCUGCGAAGCAUGUCCCUGAAAAGACCAUCCGUGUUGGAAUGCGUCUUCGUAGCCUCCAGCCACCGCAUGCCACACAAGCUGUUCAUCGACAGGGUGUCCCUCAGCGCCAUUGAUGCACCGUGCGAUGCUGCUGCUGGCGCGGCGUCCGAGGCGACCGUCUUCACGCCUCUGCUGAAGAUGGCCUUGCGCUGCUUCGGGACGUUGGAGGGCCAGUUCCUCAUCGAUCUCGUAACGCGCGAAGAUGGCUGCCGCACGGGGCGCCUGGAGGUCACUAUGUGCGAGGAGCGGUCGGUUAUGCGCGUCUCCAAGGAGGAGAUGGAGCAGCUCGAGCGCCUCCUACCACACGGGGUUUCCAUCCGCAAAGUGCAUCGCAUGCUAUACGAGGCUGACGAGGACUAGAUGCGCAACGUCAUCGGAUGUACGGUAGACGAGAAGGUGUGGCGACUGAACAGUAGACAUCUGCGUACGCCUUGGUCAACGAGAUAGACACCACUACACGUGAGGGCAUACCUCUUCGGGGGCUGAAGUGCCCUCCGCCUUGCUACGCAGCUAUGAACAUUGACUUUACAUCCAGAUACAUACAUAGUUGUAGCACUUACCAGCUCCAAUAAUGUUUUUCC
This is a messenger RNA of Schizophyllum commune H4-8, 1852 nucleotides long. RefSeq lists its product as uncharacterized. The coding region runs from base 48 to 1631 and encodes 527 amino acids. The record is from RefSeq and is a predicted model, not a curated record. NCBI's taxonomy places the organism in Eukaryota, Fungi, Basidiomycota, Agaricomycetes, Agaricales, Schizophyllaceae. The transcript is spliced from 2 exons.